This is a messenger RNA of Metarhizium album ARSEF 1941, 807 nucleotides long. RefSeq lists its product as uncharacterized. The transcript has 2 exons. The coding region runs from base 1 to 807 and encodes 268 amino acids. Lineage: Eukaryota; Fungi; Ascomycota; Sordariomycetes; Hypocreales; Clavicipitaceae. The record is from RefSeq and is a predicted model, not a curated record.
AUGUUGUGCCGAAUGAUGACCUUCUCACUCUGCCUGGCCAUGCUGCCGCUGGCAAAAUGCCAGUUCACCAGCCCGCCGGCGGCGGCGGUCCUCGUCACCGGCGACAAGGUGGAUGUCGAGUACACGACCGAUCUGAAGAAGUACACGAUAGCGCUGUGGCAGCGGCCCGACGACGGCGGCCGUCCGAAACUCGGGUCCAUCGUUUACGCCACGACCGAGGGCCCCUCGUCCGGCUUCACGUGGACUGUGAAAGCGCACAACCUCGACCUCGGGGCCUCGCACACCUUCUUCCUGUGGCUGUUUGAAGGCAACGCCUCGCAGCAGGGAACCAGCCUGCACCAGAUAUCCUCGAGCUACUUUAACAUUACUGACAAGAGGGCCACCCCUCCGCCGUCGUCGACUUCCGCGGCAGCAGUGGAGGAGGGGGAGGAGGAGGAGGAGGGGGAGUCGACACCGUCGCCGUCGCCGUUGCCAUCGCCGUCGCAGUCGUCGGGCCCGGCCGGCCCCGACGGCACCCUCUCCGUGGGCGCGAGGGCAGGGAUCGGCGCCGCAGCCAGCGUCUUCUGCCUGCUGGUCGUGACCCUGCUGGUCGCGCUUUGCCGGCGUGCCCGCAGGGCAAGGCGGCGUCGCGGCCCGGACGACGACGCGGGCGCGGGCGCGGGCACGGGCACCGACUACGCCAACAGCAUUGCCGAGCUGCAGUCGGAGUGUGUUUCGCCUCGGCCCGUCCUCAAGGUGCCUCCUGUGUACCGGCCGGUUCCGGGGGACGACGAGAGGCGCCCCUCGGUGGCGGAAUUGCCGGGGUAG